This is a messenger RNA of Diachasmimorpha longicaudata, 4316 nucleotides long. RefSeq names its product DNA fragmentation factor subunit alpha-like. The transcript has 3 exons. Lineage: Eukaryota; Metazoa; Arthropoda; Insecta; Hymenoptera; Braconidae. The record is from RefSeq and is a predicted model, not a curated record. Gene Ontology annotation, biological process: apoptotic process; regulation of apoptotic process. Bases 459 to 1067 code for a protein of 202 amino acids.
ACGAGUAAACCCCUAUAAUCAUUAUCUUCAAACGAUUUCCUACAAAACUAGUUACAGUUCAAGUGAACAAGUUGAUUUUUCAUUUUUUUUCUGGCCAACAUCAUUGUCAAAAUAUCAUUAUUAAUUAUGAUAAUUAUCCACGAACCUACAACGGAAAUAUAUGUACAAUAUUGUACUAACAAUGUACAAUCAAGUGCAUUAGUCAUUUUUUCCAUGUGCAACCCCCCGCCGGCUAAGCAUGUUAGGGUACAAAUUCCUGUUGGCAAUCGUCAUCACUGUUUUACCGAGUGAAAAAUGACAAUAGAAAAUCGGGUGCUUGACAUAUUUGACAAUCGUUGAGGAUCAUCAUUCAUUGUUUCGCGAGAUUAUUCGAUGAGCAUGUGGAUUUUACGUGGAAUCAACUCCAUUUGAUUCUUUUGGUGACAGUGCCCCUCGGCUGAAGGGAAUCCAGGGUAAACAUGUCGGAGUGCGCAGCGGUGAUUCCAUCACCGGGAAAUCCAUACAAAAUUGUUGACUGCAGCAGGGAAAAGAGGAAAGGAAUUACUGCCUCUUCACUGGAGAAUCUCACCAACGUGGCUAGAAGUAGAUUGGCACUGCCCUCAAAUGCUGAUCUCACUAUUGUAUUGGAACAAGAUGGCACCGAGGUGGAUGACGAGGAGUAUUUUGCAACACUCGAGAGAAACACAAGCCUAAUGGUACUCCAGGGAGAUGAAAAGUGGGCAGCUCCAGGCAGCAGUAAGACUGCCUCACGUUACAUAGUCGUUGACAAUGUUGAUAACGCUGGUAGAACGAUCGAUGAGGCGGUACAACGUUAUCGAAGCCCAGUUGAGCCACUGGUAUCAACACUACACGGUGAUCCAUCACACAUUUCCCUUCUCGGUGGUAAUGAUCUCGAGUUACUAAGUGAUAUGAAUCCAGACAGUCUAGCGGAUAUAGUACCAGACAGACUGUUCCUGGAGCAGUUGAAGGAGGCAUCAGGACGAUUUUUGGCGGAAAAACGACAGGCACAAGAGUCAAUGGCACUCCUUCAGAUGUACGCACCUGGAGGUGAAAUGGAGCGAGCGUAGGCCAUGUGGGGGGUGGGCGCCCUCACACUGGCCAACAUGUAUCGCGUCCGACGUCGAUUCUUCUACAGGGGACGACAGUUGCAGCAAACACUGAUUCUCUUUUGGAAUUGAGCCCAUUUUGUUUUAAUUAACGACUGAAUACACUGGGGAUUAUAGUUCGCCGAUGAAAAGAAAGUCAGUCUGGAGAUUCAGUCGUCAAUUGAUUCCAUGGAUUUUGUGUCUUCAGGAAAGGUAAAGAUAAAUAUUGUUAUUGAUCUGUUUGCUAUGGAAUUUAGGAUGCACGAGGCUAAAUGGUUAAAUGUAAAUUGUGAGUGAAUAUUUGUACCAUGUAACCAACCAGUUAUCUAUAUUAACUAAUUGUCGAGUCGAGUGUAAAAACGACUCUGUUAGGUGUUCGAUGAAAAAGUCUCUAAUUCUAAGAAAGUCGUUCAGAGAAAAAUUUCAUUUGUACGUCGCAAACUUGUUAAAAUUCUCCUCGAAAAAAAAUGAAUUUAUGCUCACAUAGUGAUUAAAACUACUCCAAAAACGAUCCAACAGAUUCACUUGGAAUUUUUCUCUGAAUGAGAUAAAUCAGUAGUUAGUCUGUUUUCAGUAAUUUUUAGAAAAAAAAGAUUUUCUUCUUGAUUAUUAAAAAAAUCGCUAUGACCGCCCGAGUCACAGUAACGCACCCCACGGAAUUGUAUAAUUGAUGCUCAGUAUGACAAACAAAUGUAGUGUUUAAAUAAUCGAUAAAUGGUACGUUAGUUGUAUAACUAUUUCAGAUAUAAUCGUUUGAACAGAGAAACAAGGAUUGUAAAUGUACUUCGGAGAAUAGGGUAACGUUAUAAAUCGUUUGGGUAAUACCAAUCGGUGACAGAUGGUGUGGCUGUGUCAGUUCUAAUACGAAACCAGAGGAAAAAACUAGAAAAACCGCCGAAUCCCUUGAACUAUCAUGAACAAAAAUUAAAUGAAAGAGAAAUCGAGACAGCUUCGUACGUAGGUUAAUACUCGAUAAAAAUUGACUAUUUUUUUGUGUUGAACUGACGUGCAAGGGAAUGUUUAAAGACUGAAUUUAUAGAGAAAAAAGUACCACCAUUAAAUCCAUCUAGAUCACCAAUUCACGAGUACACAAGAAAAUUGUGAAAUAAAACAGUAGGAUAUUAAUUCCAUACCACGUGACACCAGAUAUCAAUCCUUUGAUACUAAGCGGAGUUGAGUAUUUGUUAGGUAAGAGUAACGAUAAUAAAGAUAACAAUCCACUAGAGCAGGUAAUUUAAAAUCAAAUUGAUUAAUUGAGUAAGGAUAAGGGAAAAAUAGUUUUAGGGGCUUCUAUAAAGACUGUAUGCUCGCGUCCUGCCCCCAAUCCUCAUCAGCUGUAAUUCUGCAUCAAUAAGAUUUUUUAGAGGACUCAAAUCCAGUGAUAAGGUUCUAAUUAUACAAAUUAAAAUGAAAAAUAUUGUACAAAGUAAAUUAUAUGAGUCAAUAAUUCUGCGAAUCCCACUGAGGCCCCCUAAGCAACAUUAUCUCGAUGUGAUUUUCAUUUCUACUCGUAAUAAUACGUCGAUUAAACGAUUUAAUAAUGAUACUAUUGUUAUAUAGUGAUGAGGAGAUAAGGCGAAAGUACGUGAAAUAUAUAUAUUGAUUGGAGUCUGGCAAUUUCAAAUUGAACAAAAUGAAGAUAACGAGCCUCUAUUUUACUUGAUUGCUCACUCUGCCCCAAUAAUUGGGAAAGUAGGAGAGAAUUUUUACGAUCAAUGGGGUAUUUGUAUGAGUUAAUUGUGCAGAGAAUUGUUGGAGUAAAAUGGGUCAUCAGUCAUUGAAUUGAGACUUUUCAACUUUCCGACAAUACAUGUCCAAUAUUGUUUCUUAUUUUUCUGACUAUUUGAACAAAUCUUGUCUGGGAAAAAUGAACUGAUCGCCUUAUUUCACUUACUAUUUAUCGCAGAGCUACUAAAAUACUAUUUCAAAGGAAACGGAUAAUCCCAGGAGAGUAAAAUAAAUGGAAUAAAUAUACAAAGAUAGAAUUUAAAGUAGGAUAAUAUAAAAAAUAACUGAAAGAAGCGAUGCAACGACCAGUAGCAAGGUAUUGGUAUCGAAACAAUGCCAGUAAUUCAUUAAACCGAAACAACAAGAAAUUUAUUUCGCCCACAGGUUAACCAAGAAUGGUAAAGUAAACUUCUAAAAGGUUUUGAAUAAUUCAGAAAUAUGAAAGAACAGCAGCUGAGUCGGUAUUUACGAUACGUGCUGUUAGUCAAUAUCUAUCGAAUAGCCUACUGCCAUCAAACGUGAAACAAGAAAAAAAAAAUUCAACAAAGACGAACAAAAAAUGCUCAACAACUCCUGAGAUAAUCGACGAAUGUUUUUUUCUUAUUCAAGGCCAUUUUGACUGUGAGUCCAACAUCUACUGGCUAACAGCCGUCUUAAAAUCGUACAAUUUUAAUAAAUAAAUAAGUAAACUGAAAAUUAUUGAAUGUCAAAUUAAAUGUUUCAAAAAGUCGUUAUCGAGGAAGUUUUCAUAUUUUUUUUAUGCUCCGGAAAUUUCAACUUUAUAUGGCUUUCAUCUAAACAUUGAUUUAUUUAUUCCUUUUUGUGUUGAAAACAUAGAACAAUAAUUGGAUAACGCAAUUGAACUGUUACGCAUUUACAAUGAAAUUAGUUUAGAGUGAAAAUAAAUGAAUUUGUUCGAGCGAUAGUCUAUGUUUUAAUGGUAUUCAAGAAGUUUCCAUCGAUUAUUUGGAAAAGCACACUGGACGCUUCAUUCCAUCUGGCAGAUGCAUUUCUCAGUUGGCAUGCAGCUUCCUGAACUGUCAAUUCACUUUUCACCAACUGUUUAUUGAUUCCAGUGAGCUCUUGAAUGCCAGUGGUAAUAGUGUUAUCAGCCAGACAAAGUAUAUUUCUCCUGAGUGACUCAUUGCACUCGUCUGAUCAGCCAAAAACGCAAAACCACAUUAAUAUUAUUAUUACCAAUUGUGAUAAAUUCAUUUGAUAAUGAACGACUUAACUUUCUAAUUUUUACAUUGAUUUCUAGUGUUUUAAGAAUAGAAGAAUCUCUUCUGAUAUUUAAUACAACUAAAAUAGAGAAUAAAUGAGUUAAUAUAUUAAAUAUGAUAGUUUAAUAUUGAAUGCAAAGGAACUAAAUAUAGUAAGUGUCUUAAUUACGAAAUACGUAACAACAAUUUUCUCUGAUAUACUAAUAUAUUCCAGUUCAUUAUUACUGUCAUUGAUUUGAUCUUGUAAUGAUUGCAAUCAAUAAAGGAACAUAAUAUGCAA